GACUCGGGCAUUUUGAGGAUUAUUCUCUCAUUAUACUUGGAUAUAGACAUUGACGGAGUGAGAGGUGAUAUAAAAGAAGAGAGAGAGAGAGAGAAAGAGAGAGAGAGAGAGAGAGAGAGAGAGAGAGAGAGAGACACGGUUUGCUCAUCAAACUUGGCUUGUCACCUUCUCUGACUUGAGUCUGAAGUGUUUUCUCCCUCGCUCAUCUCGUUUGCUCAUCUGCUGUGGAUCAUGAGCGGUGAAUGGCUGCAGGGAGACGAGAGCUCGGUCAUGACCCCGUCAGAGGAGGAGAAGUGCGAGGAGCUGUGGGAGCGAGUGGAAGGAGUCCGACACAAACUGACCCGCGUUUUAAACCCGGCGAAGCUGACACCGUAUCUGCGGCAGUGUAAGGUGAUCGACGAGCAGGACGAGGACGAGGUGCUCAACUCCAGUCAGUAUCCGAUGAGAAUCAGCAGAGCCGGCCGUUUAUUGGACAUCCUGAGGGGGCGUGGCGAGCGCGGUCUGCAGGCUUUCAUGGAGUCACUGGAGUUUUAUCAUCCGGAGCAGUUCACACAGCUGACCGGACAACAACCGACUCAACGCUGCUCCAUCAUGCUGGAUGAGGAGGGUCCUGAGGGUCUGACUCAGUUUCUGCUGCUGGAGGUGCGUAAGCUGCGAGAACAGUUGCGCGGCAGUCGUCUGUGCGAGCGACGUCUGUCUCAGCGCUGCCGUGUGGCCGAGGAGGAGCGCAGUCGUGCCGAACGCAAAGCACAAGAGCUGCGACAGGACCGGAUACAGCUGGAGAGGUUGAGGCAUGACAAGGAGUCUUGUACUCGUGAGUUGGGUUUGCUGAAAGACAGACACCUGGAACAGGCUGUGAAAUACUCGCGAGCGCUAGAGGAACAGCGCAGAGCUUCUGUGCGCGAGAAAGAACUACUCACAGAGGUGGAGCAGCUAAGGAAGAGAUUGCUGGAGGUGGAGAAAAGAGCAGACGAUGGCUCCUCCCCCUCACUGAUGCAUCAUAUGAGCAAUGAGGCGUGUGAUAGCGCGUCUCCAGGCCCGAUGGAGACGCAGCCGCUCACUGUGAGAAAGACAGAGCAUAACACUGGAAAUCAGGCUCUGUUAGACAUCCUCCAGCAGGACCGGCGGGAGGCGGUGGAGCAGCGGCAGGAGUUGUGCAGUGCCAUCGCCCGACUGCAGGGAGAGCUGGAGAGUUCGGAGAUGCAGAGAGAGCGGCUGGCGUCUCAGUGUGAGCAGCUUCAGCUGCGGCUCAGGGCUCUGCAGCUGGACUGGGAGACGGAGCAGAGCAGGAGUGUGUCCUACUUCACCCAGAUCAUGGAGCUGGAGAGAGAGAGAGACCAGGCGCUGCGCAGUCGUGACGCUCUGCAGCUGGAGUUCACCGACUGCCUGCUGGACAAGAACCGUCUUCGCAAACGCAUGGCGGAGCUUCAGAACAGCCUGGAGCAGCAGCAGAGAGAGACGGAGAGUCAUCGAGGGCAGAGAGAGCAGAGCGCCCCCUGUCUGCACUGCUCUCAUCUGUCGUUGUUCAGUGAGGAUCAAUGUUUCGGGCCGUGCUGUUCAGGCGAUCUGAGUCCCAGCCCACUCAUACUCAGAGCUCAAAAGUCAACCUCUCAAGCUCAGAUCUGUGAGCUGUCUGAAGACUCGUAUUGCUCAAAUUCAGAGGAGAAUCUGCUGACGCCGGAGUGUAACACGGAGAAGGACAUCAACAGACUCUCGACAUUCCCCUUUCCUCCCUGCAUGAACUCCAUCCACCGCAGAGCAAACGUGGAGUUUGAUCUGAACUCCUGGGGGAGCGACGAGAACGAGACACCUACAGAGGAUUUAGACUCGUGUCUGUUGAGUUCGUGGAGUUCCCUGCCGUCUCAACUCUUUCCUCUUGACGUGAUCAACGUGAUCGAACCUUCAUCAUCCUCAUCCUCACCGCGCUUAGAUCCAGUUCUCUCCUCUUCGCCCAAAAGCAUCAGUCUGGCGAGUGACAUCACCAUCAUCGGGGGCAACCGGACGGGUGUGUUCGUGCAGACGGUGAGGACGGGGUCGCCCGCGGAGCGAUGCGGUCUGAAGGAAGGCAGUGAACUGCUCGAGUUGGAUCAGGUGUUGUUGGGUGAGGGUCGUGUUCGCCUCAGUCAGUGUACGGCUGAAGUGGCUCAUUUCUCACUGCAGUGGUGGACCGAACCGAGCGCACUCAAACACACACACAACCAGGAGGGUUACUCUCGUUUAUUGGCUGAACUCUCGUCUCCAUCCUUCACCGGUGCCGACUCGUUCUAUGUGCGCGUGAACCUUGACCUCAGUUCCCACGGCGACCCGCCAUGUCUCAGGGCUCGCUGUGACGAUGUGCUGCACGUCACCGACACGCGUUAUAACGGCAAAUAUCAGUGGCGCUGCGUUUGCGUGGACAAACACACGGGGGCGCCGCUGCAGGCCGGAGCCGUGCCCAACUACAACCGAGCUCAGCAGCUGCUGUUGGUGAGACUUCGUACGAUGGCGAUUGAACAGAAUCAAUGCAGGAAGAAGUUCAGUAAGAAAACCCCCGAACACAUUCGGCUCAUUAAAGCGGUCGCUUCAAACUAUCGUGCGAUCGGCUCGUCCAAUCAGGUGCUCUACACACUCAGUAACCGUCAUGAGGAGCAGCUGAUCCCGUUCAGUCUGGUUCAGAUGAUUCGGGUCUCCAGCAAACGGCCGGUGGUGUUCUGUCCGUCUCUGCUGUCACGCGGGAUCAUCGAGCGGCUUCUGCAACCGGUCGAAUCCGGUCUGGACUUCAACACCUGCCAUCCAGAGCCGCUGGAGGGUUGUGUGCGUCAAGAUAAAAGUGUGUUCCUCUUAGACUCUUCAGAUCAACCACUGGGAAUCAAACUACAGAGUAUUCAAGAGGUUAUUAACCAGGACAAACACUGUCUGCUUCAGCUAGGCUUGAAUCAUGUGGAGCACCUCCUGAAGCAGAGCAUCUAUCCCAUCAUCAUCUACAUCAAACCCAGAGACAAGAAGGGCCGCAAGUUCAGGAAGCUGUUAUCAGGUCACAGAGAGGAGGAUCUGAUGGAGGUGUGUCAGAUGGAAGAGCUGCAGCUGGAGACUCUUCCCCUGAUGUUCAGUACGCUGGAGCCGAACAUGUGGAGCUCCACGGACGAGCUGCUCGCCGUCAUACGCAGCACCAUCCUGGUCCAGCAGAGGGCGGUGGUGUGGCUGGAGCAGGAGCGCGUCCUGUAACUCCAUGCUUUCAGGAAAUACAGGCGACGUAAUGAUGAUGCAUCCAGACAUGCUUUACACUCACUGUUAUUUUAGGUGACAGAUGCUUAAUGAACAUACUGAUUAUAUAUGUAUACUCAAAAACUCCAUAAUGUGAAUAAUUUAAUAUGAAUAUUUAUAAGAAAUUGACUGUUUUUGUGUUUGUUUUAUAUCAUCAUUUUACUUUGAGUUUUGUUGUAGUUAUUAAGUUACAGUUGUAAACUUCUUUAAACAUGGCCGCAAAUGUUUACAGAUAUUUAGGGGCCGUUUCCACGCACAAUUUGUCAGGUUUUACGUGAAAACCCUUGUUUUGGCCUCUCACUGACACGAAAACUGCAGUGUGAGGGCCUGAAAUGUAAACAUUUUCACAACAAUAUCUUUAUUGUCUCAGUAUAAACUACAAAAAUGUGAUUUUAAGAAAACUGUGACAUUAUGUGUUCAGUCUAUAGGUGUGUAAUGCUUCACGAGUCACAUGAACAGGACCGCAUUUUUGCAGAUCUGUGUGAAUGGGGAUCAUUCUGACAAUGUUGUUGUCUCUAUUUGAAAAAUGCAAAGGAAAUACUUUUCUGUUUUAGGACAUUAUUGUCAUGUAAACGUGUUCUUGAGAUUCAGGCACACAGAGUGUGUUAACUAAACCAAGUUAACUGUACUGCUGUAGGCCUACUGUAUUUUCUUUCUUUCUUUUUUUUCCCCCUGAGUUUAUUAUGAUCACUGACCCAGAGAACUGCAUGACUACUAUACAUUCAUGGUGUAUUUGAUCAUGUUUUGAAUAAACUGCACUUAAUCACUUAA
Messenger RNA from Pimephales promelas (fathead minnow), 4014 nucleotides. Its product is annotated as caspase recruitment domain-containing protein 10. The record is from RefSeq and is a predicted model, not a curated record. Gene Ontology annotation, cellular component: cytoplasm. Gene Ontology annotation, biological process: regulation of apoptotic process. NCBI's taxonomy places the organism in Eukaryota, Metazoa, Chordata, Actinopteri, Cypriniformes, Leuciscidae. Gene Ontology annotation, molecular function: CARD domain binding.